AUAAAAUUAUUUACGCGUUCAAAAUACGUUCAGUCUAAUUCGAAUAUUAGUUAAGAUAAUUAGUGUUUUGUAAACAAGUCAUGUCAGGAGCAAGAACGCAGUUAGCAGAUUCAUCUACAUCUCCACCGUUGAGUGAAAAUCGUCGGCUAGAUUAUAACUCUGGAUUGAAGUUCUCAUAUGGCGAUGGUUCUGAUGACGAAGGCCCCUCACUGGCGUCCGAGCUGCCCUCGUGUGUGUACGCAGCUGCUAGAAGUAGGCUGCAAUUACCGCUUGCUGCGUAUGUACACCAACAUACCAGACAACUGCAUACAGAUGUUUUACUGGAGACAUCAGCAGAGCCCGAGUACCAGUGUAGUGGAUCGCCGUACCGUGUGCAACGAGCCGCCGCGAACGUCCGCGAGCGUCGACGGAUGCUGAGGUCCGGACCCAAUGGCAGUAUAAACUCGGCGUUCGAUGAACUGCGCGUGCACGUGCCGACGUUCCCUUAUGAGAAAAGGCUCAGCAAAAUCGACACGCUUCGGCUGGCUAUCGCUUACAUCGCUCUACUCAGGGAGGUAUUGGACGCCGAUUACGAUCCCCUGACUUAUGUAGAAAAAUGUUUACGAGGAGAAAUCAAAGCUGAUCGAGCACACUGGAACACAAGUGAUCUAACAGCAAGACUUUCGUGGAUUAAUUGGGAAAAUCUCGGCGUGAAUCCACAACGAAGAAGCGUCCUUACUUCGCUCGCACUCAGUUCCGACAAUUUACAAUAUUCGCAUAAUUAGUCACGAAGAAUACAUUAUCCCAUUAUUUAGUAGUUGCUUUAGAAUUUUUUUUUUUUUUUAUAAACCUGAAAUUCUUUUAGGGGAUUGUUCUAUUAGUUUGAAACAUUAUGUCGAAAAUGAUAAAAAAUUCUGAGUCCCCAAGACAUGUUUGACGCGUCCAAUUGUCAAAUUACUAUGAAAGGCUUGAAAUUUUUUGUCAUUUUCUAUCAAUAAAAAUAAAUUCAAUGACUGAUAAACUGACAGAAAAUAAUAUUGUAAUAUUUUUAUUAUGAAUAACAGAAUACACUCAAUCUAGUCAAAGUGGUGCAAUAUAGACUUAAGAUAACAUGUUUAGGUAUAUGUUUAUUUAUUAUAACAAAUAAGUCGAUUAUAAUAUAUAAGUGGAGAAAUAUUAGCAAUAUAAUCAUAGUAGAAUGUUGAUAACAAGAUGAAGUAUAAAUAAAUAUGCAAGUUAGUGUUUGUUUUAUUGUCUUUAAUCAUAUUUACCUUAGCAAUGGCAAUACUUAAGUUAGGUGAAGUAGAUGAAAUAAUUAUUAUGCCCAGGCUGUUCAUGUUCCUAUGAGCCAUUUUCCAUAUGCCACCUUUACCUUUCUAAGUAGUUUAAAAAAUACUAAAG
Molecule: messenger RNA, 1380 nt
Organism: Galleria mellonella (greater wax moth)
Lineage: Eukaryota; Metazoa; Arthropoda; Insecta; Lepidoptera; Pyralidae
Gene: Fer2
Product: T-cell acute lymphocytic leukemia protein 1 homolog
Exons: 6
Coding region: 81-764 (227 amino acids)
Biological process (GO): developmental process; regulation of transcription by RNA polymerase II
Molecular function (GO): DNA-binding transcription factor activity, RNA polymerase II-specific; RNA polymerase II transcription regulatory region sequence-specific DNA binding; protein dimerization activity
Source: RefSeq, a predicted model, not a curated record